AUGGAGGGAGAAAACCAGACAAGCGCCUCUGAGUUCAUCCUCCUAGGGCUCUCCAGCCAGCCUGAAAGGCAGGAGCUGAUCUUUGGGCUCUUCCUUGUCAUGUACCUGGCCGGGGCAGCAGGAAACUUGCUCAUCAUCCUGGCCAUUGGCUCAGACUCCCACCUCCACACGCCCAUGUACUUCUUCCUCAGCAACCGUUCCCUGGUGGAUUUCUGCUUCAUCUCUGCCACAGUCCCCAAGAUGCUUGUGAACAUCCAGAUGCAGACUUGGUCCAUUUCCUAUGGUGGCUGCUUAGCCCAGAUCUACUUCUGCAUUUUGCUUGCCAACAUGGACAACUUUCUCCUGACAGCAAUGGCUUAUGACCGCUACGUGGCCAUCUGUCACCCACUGCACUACUCCACCAUGAUGAGUCUGCAAAUCUGUGCCCUGAUGCUGGGGAGCUCCUGGCUCAUUGCCAGCCUCCACUCCCUGCUACACACUGUCCUCAUGGCUCGACUGGAGUUCUGUGCCAGCAACAUCAUCCCUUACUUCUUUUGUGACCUUAUUCCCCUGCUCCAGCUCUCCUGUUCUAACACCCAGCUCAACCAGCUCAUGAUUCUGCUGGUGGGGGGCUUGAUUGUUCUCAUCCCCUUUCUCAGCAUUCUUGUGUCCUACACCCACAUUGUGUCUGCUGUGCUCAAGGUCCCAUCUGCCAGGGGCAAACAAAAGGCCUUUUCCACCUGUGGCUCUUACCUCACUGUAGUCCUUCUCUUCUGUGGGACCAUCACAGGGGUCUACCUGAAUCCCUCAUCCUCCCACUCAGCUGACAAGGAAUCACUGGCUUCAGUGAUGUAUAUGGUGGUCACACCCAUGCUGAACCCCUUCAUCUACUGCCUGAGGAACAAAGACAUGAAGGGAGCUCUAAGAAAACUAUUGGAGGGAAGGCUUUAUCCUGUGGGCGAUGACAGCCCCUCUCAGGGCCUUUGUGCUGGGAAUGGGAUGAACCAGGGACAGGCUCCACAUAUAGAAGGCUGGAAAAACACAGACCUCAUUGUCUUGGGUCACCAUGGCCAGGGAGUCCUCUCAUUACUCCAUAAGUAA
Messenger RNA from Leptonychotes weddellii (Weddell seal), 1080 nucleotides. RefSeq names its product putative olfactory receptor 1F12P. Gene Ontology annotation, biological process: G protein-coupled receptor signaling pathway. Gene Ontology annotation, molecular function: olfactory receptor activity; G protein-coupled receptor activity. The record is from RefSeq and is a predicted model, not a curated record. Lineage: Eukaryota; Metazoa; Chordata; Mammalia; Carnivora; Phocidae. Gene Ontology annotation, cellular component: membrane.